Messenger RNA from Magnolia sinica, 1825 nucleotides. Its product is annotated as cytochrome P450 CYP72A616-like. Gene Ontology annotation, molecular function: oxidoreductase activity, acting on paired donors, with incorporation or reduction of molecular oxygen; iron ion binding; monooxygenase activity. The transcript is spliced from 5 exons. Lineage: Eukaryota; Viridiplantae; Streptophyta; Magnoliopsida; Magnoliales; Magnoliaceae. The coding region runs from base 62 to 1621 and encodes 519 amino acids. The record is from RefSeq and is a predicted model, not a curated record.
CGGGUUCGUGGUUAUUUGCAAGCCGUAGAGAAGUUUUUAUUUCCGUAGCAGUUUGAAAAGGAUGGGAGACUUUCUCUCUCUUUUUCUGAGAAUCUCAUGUCUGUUGGGAGUCUCAUGGAUUGUGAGGCUGGUAUACUGGGUAUGGUGGAAGCCCAUGAAGCUGGAGAGGCAGCUCAGGGCCCAAGGCUUCACUGGCCCACCUUACAGACUGCUUUUUGGAAACCUGAGAGAGAAUUCAUGGAUGGUGGAGGAAGCCCUCUCAAAGCCCAUGAAUCUAUCCCACCAGAUUUUGCCACGUGUCGUUCCCCAUCUCUACAACACUGUAAAGGAGUAUGGUAAGAUGUCAAUGAACUGGUUUGGACCAAUGCCUAGACUGAACAUCAUGGAUCCUGAGCUGAUAAGGGAAAUUCUUUCUAGAAAUGAUCACUUUGAGAAGCCCCCGCAAACCCCACUUACAAAAUUUCUAGCAACAGGCGUUGCUGUUUACAGGCGGGAGAAGUGGGUCAUGCAUAGGAGGCUUUUAUCUCCUGCCUUCCAUCUACAAAAAUUGAAGUGCAUGCUACCAGCAUUUUCCAUGAGUUGUAGUGAGUUGGUCAAGAGAUGGGAAACGUUAAUUGGUUCACAAGAGUCCUAUGAAUUGGAUGUGUGGCCGGAACUUCAGACGUUUGCCGGAGAUGUCAUUUCCCGGACGGCAUUUGGCAGCAGCUACAAAGAAGGGAAGCGGAUAUUCGAACUCCAGGCAGAACAAGGUCUACUCCUCACUAAAGCUAGAAGGAUUGUAUACAUCCCAGGUUUCAGGUUUUUGCCCACCAAAGAUAACCUUAGGAGAAAGGCGCUGGACAGAGAUGUGACAGCUCUUUUGAGGGCUAUGAUUGAGAAGAGAGAAAUUGCUAUGAAAAUGGGAGAAUCAGGUAACAAUGAUUUAUUAAGCUUGUUACUCGAGUCCAACAACAACAACUGUAAUGAGUCUCAAGAACAUGGAAAGAACUUCAAGAACAUCAGAAUGACAACUGAAGACAUAAUAGAGGAAUGCAAGCUAUUCUACUUUGCUGGACAUGAAACUUCAUUGGUUUUACUGACGUGGACGAUGAUCUUGUUGAGUAUGCAUCCGAGCUGGCAAGAACGUGCCAGGGAGGAAGUUUUGCAAGUGUUUGGGAAAAAUGCACCAGAUUUCAAUGGCUUAAACCACCUAAAGAUUGUACCAAUGAUUCUGUAUGAAGUUCUUCGGCUAUACAUAGGCGGCGUUCUAAUUCGACAAACUUACAAGGAAAUGAAACUUGGGAAACUCACCAUCCCACCAGGAGUCCAGAUUGCAUUGCCAAGCAACCUAAUUCAUCGAGACCCUGAAUUUUGGGGCGACGAUGCAGAGGAGUUCAAACCAGAGAGGUUCGUGGGAGGUGUCUCAAAUGCAGCAAAGCAUCAGAUGGCAUUCUUCCCAUUUGGGGGUGGGCCAAGGAUCUGCAUUGGCCAGAACUUUGCAAUGAUAGAAUCUAAGAUGGCAUUGGCCAUGAUUCUGCAGCACUUCUCAUUUGAACUUUCACCCUUGUAUGUUCAUGCUCCGAAGACCGUUAUUACUAUCCAACCUCAAUAUGGAGCUCAAAUUAUCUUGCGCAAAGUUUGAGUACAUUAUCGUUGUGAAGGAAAAAAAAAAAAACAUUCCUAAGUUCAAAUUGUUGUUUGAGAAGUCUUCUUAUUUAUCAAAUCAGUCAUUCCAUCCAUCCAUGAUAGUUACAAGAUGUAAUGAACCGAGAAUCAUGACUACAAAAUACAGAUCGGAUGGCGACAAGAUUCACCAAUUGACAAGUUGUGUUAUGGGUUUAACUUG